Oreochromis aureus is the source of this 699-nucleotide messenger RNA. RefSeq lists its product as uncharacterized. Bases 1 to 699 code for a protein of 232 amino acids. The record is from RefSeq and is a predicted model, not a curated record. NCBI's taxonomy places the organism in Eukaryota, Metazoa, Chordata, Actinopteri, Cichliformes, Cichlidae. The transcript is spliced from 3 exons.
AUGAAGGGACACUUGCUUACGCUCCUCUUCGAUCAAUCCGUGAUAAUCACUACACUCAGUCCAGAAAUCCACGCUGUGCCUCACUCACAUUCUCACUCAUCCAGGCAGGCUCCAGGGCAACAGGCUGGGGUCCAGGAGGGUCAAUUCAAAGAAGACGGAGAACAACAAUUAGGAAACAAGCCAGGAGAUUACAGGAAGAAUCCAGGAUGGCACAGAACCCCAAGCACCGUCCUUGUGGAGAAGGCUACCCACUGGGUGAUACGUGAUGCGUACUCAUGCCAACCCCCUUCUGAAGACCCUGAUGUAGGCUGCCAACAGCGUUUCAGUGUGGACAAGGAGGAGAAAGCAAUAGGCGUACUCAAAUCCAGUACCUCCACACUCAAGGAAUCGGGGAGAGGAGUUUGUUUUUGGAGUCACGGUGUGGGAAGUGGAGUUUUAGGAGUUGCUGCUUUUUCACCUUUCAUACACAUCUGUACUGUGUGUGGGAUUCAGGGAGAAUUGCCACAGGAGCCACAGUGUUGGGAUUUGUAUAUACUUAUUAAUAAAUUCACUGCUCAUCAUAAGAGUCAAGCAUUUUGGGUCCUCCUUCACCCUGCUACUCCACAGUCUGCCACUGUAGACUGUGACAAAAAGGCUAUUUUUAAUCAAAAGGGGAAGUGGAAACAGGAGGGUAACGAAGCACAGCUGAAUCAAAUCUAG